CACGAAUCAUGGCUUUCGCAACUGGACACGGAGUUGGAAUCCUUUGCCAACUACGUGCAACUCUCGCCGUCGGAACAAGCCGCCCGACAUUUCAUUGUCGAUAGUAUUGAAACCGUCUCUCGCACCAAUCUAGACUGUGCCAAGGAGAAGAAAUCUGCCGAUGAAAUCAGAGUCCACGUCUUUGGUUCCUUUGCCACACUCCCCGUCUGUGCCUAUUGCAGUGAUGUCGAUCUGGCGAUUUACGGACUCGUUCCACCGGAACAACCACCACACGACAGUUCUGCGCAAGCCAAGCACACGCGGUUUUCAGAGACCGACAACCACCAAAUGGCUGCGCGAGUCAAAAAGUGGAAGGAUCUUCUGGAACAGCAACAACAACAACACUGCGACGAAGAAGAAAAGGACGACGCCUGGCAAUCGGCACUCGAUCAAUUGCUCGAUGGCGCCAAUGAAGGACCCGACACUCCCAGCAAGAAGAAACGGUCUGCCGAUCGGGUCGUCGAUCUCACACGCUGUGCGUCACCGCAACAAGAUACCAAACCAGCCGCCAAAAAGGAACCCGAAAUUAUCAAAGUCGAUGCUCUUCCAUCCACAAAGUCUCCAGACAACCAGGAAACGACCAAAAAGAGCCCCGUCCGAAUGGUUUCGGUGGAUGAACUCGAAAAACAACCCGCUGUCCAAAAAGAAGAAACUGCCAAAGAAGAAGAAGCGUCGGAGGAUGCUCUCGCGGGGGACUUUUUCGUUCUGGAUCGAGUUGGUAUCGAUGAAGAAGAGGAAGAAAAGAAAUGGAAGGCCAAGGAAAUCAAUCAGAAUGCAGAAGUCGAAGUUGCCGACAACAAGGCAGACGACAAUGUAGUUGGCAGCAAAGUCAACAGUAAAGACGACGAGAAACAAGGGAAUCUGAAGGAAGCACCGACUGAGGAAACAGACGCUACAACAACAAAUCGAAAGCGAACAUUUUCAGAAGCAACCAACGAAACCAACAACAAUUCUGGCAGUGACAGUGAAGACGAUACUGCCGACAAAUUGGCAUCGCUCGAGACACGAAAGCAUACUAGUAGUAGUCCAGCAGCAAAUGCCAAACGCCCAGCGGAGGAAUAUCGAACCGAGCAGGCUGUCAUUAGCCUUUCGUCCGAUGACGAAGACGACGACGAUGAAGAAGAUGAUGACUUGGAUGACAUGCAAGUUUCCUUUGUCGCUCACCCUACUAAUAAUGGCAAAAACACGACGAUUGGGCCGUCGGGAGCUGUUCGAGCCGAAGUGGUCAAUGUGCUGAACAGCCUCGGGAAUAUAUUGCGACGUCGACAAUUCACAACGUCUGUGACGGUCAUUCGCAAAGCACGAGUGCCAAUUGUCAAAUUCCAAACCAAAUUGGGUUUUGAAGGAGAUGUCGCCAUGGGAGGACACAAUGGAACCGAUACCAGUCAGUUUGCCAUGUCGCAAGUGCAGCGGUUCAAAAGUUUUGCAACGGUUGUCAUGGCGUUGAAGAUCAUGUUGUGGCAGCAGGGUCUCGACAUACCAUUCCACGGAGGAUUGGGAAGCUACAAACUCUAUGUCUUGGUGGCGCAUCACUUGGAGAAUCACUUGGAGCUAGGAGGAGCCGAUCGACCAGGCGAAGUCUUCUUGAGCUUUCUGCAUCGAUAUGGACAAGUCAAACGGGGCAUUGGAGUAUUGGAUAAUUGCCACCGUCGAGCACGCACCUUUUUGACUCAAAACGCUGUACUAGAAUGCUGUGAGGGUGGCUACGCAGCUGACAUGUCGGCCACAUAUCUGCUCCGACAUUGCAUCGACCUCUUUCGGCGGUGUUUCAUGCAAGUGGGACAAGAAAAUGUCUACACUAAAGCGCCAAAGAAGGGCAGCAGCAUUUUGAAAUCACUCUACGACAUUGACACUCUCACGGCGGAACGAUCUGAUAGCAUGGAAAAGGCAGCAAUGUUGGACGUCUUUCAAAAGGGGCAAAAGAAGGAUGGACAGCAAAGUCGUCAUCCGCAACAACAAUCUCAGCGCCAAAAUAGCAAUGGUGGAGGCGGUUCAAGAUCCGAGCCAAAAUCGAAACGAAGUAAGGCAUAG
Messenger RNA from Seminavis robusta, 2070 nucleotides. Lineage: Eukaryota; Bacillariophyta; Bacillariophyceae; Naviculales; Naviculaceae. The record is from the annotation of a GenBank genome assembly.